AUGUCUGCGGAGGACGAGCUCCUCGGGACGGCGCGCCCGGUGCCGCUGCCGACAAAGGACACGCCGCCUGGGGCCGGCGGCGGCGCACGAGACCGAGCCGCCAUCCUGCGCGCAGGAGGAGGCGGAGCUGCUCGGGCUGGGACGGCGCGCGCGCGGCCGAGAGCGGGCGCGGGGUGCUGCCGAGGCGCCGCGCCGGAGCGCGGACGGGGGCGCUCGAGCGAGCUUCCGCCCACCACCGCAGGGCGCCGCGCCGGGCGCCGCGGCGGGGCGCUCGAGCUGGACCUUCGGCGGGGCGCCGUGCCCGUUCGCUCCCCGCUCGCGGAGCGCUGCGCGCAGGAGCGCGGCGGGGCGCUCGAGCGGGGAACGCCGGGCUCGAGCUAA
Messenger RNA from Prorocentrum cordatum, 381 nucleotides. The record is from the annotation of a GenBank genome assembly. NCBI's taxonomy places the organism in Eukaryota, Dinophyceae, Prorocentrales, Prorocentraceae.